This is a messenger RNA of Brassica rapa (field mustard), 3194 nucleotides long. Its product is annotated as putative pentatricopeptide repeat-containing protein At1g28020. The record is from RefSeq and is a predicted model, not a curated record. Gene Ontology annotation, cellular component: mitochondrion. Gene Ontology annotation, molecular function: protein binding. NCBI's taxonomy places the organism in Eukaryota, Viridiplantae, Streptophyta, Magnoliopsida, Brassicales, Brassicaceae.
AACAUACAUAAACCCUAGCAGGUAAUCUCCAAGUAAUUUCGCCUUCCAGCUUAACCAUGAUGAGAAUUCUUGUACAACACGCAAAACUUUACAGGAGUUGCACCCUCAGAACCCUGUGGUCGUCGGCUAAUCAAACUUUGCAGCAUCGUUUAACAGAGGCUCUUGAUCAGAAUGCACAAAUCAUUCCGGUGCUACAGCAGUGGCGGCAACAGGGGAAUCAGAUCGACCCUUCUCACGUGAGAGUCAUAAUCAAAAAGCUUCGUGAUUCUGACCAAUCUCUCCAAGCCCUUCAGGUGUCAGAGUGGAUGUUAGAUAAUGUUGUCGAAAGUAACGGUGUGGCUCCCGACAGCGUCAAUGUGGACAACGUGUCGAAGCUAUACGCGUCUGUGUCCGACGUGAGGGCGAUGGAGAAGCUCUUAACUGCGUGGGAAGAGAACUGUGGGAACUGGAGCACUCUUGAGUGGCUCAUUACUCUUGACAUGGCAAAGGCUUGCCUCAAAGACGGUUCACAAGAAAAGGCGAUAAAAUUGCUCACGUCAACCGAGAAACUAGUUGACCCCAAAACGUUUAAACAAGCUUACGAGCUUCUCACGAAGCUCUAUGGUGAUGCUGAAAAGAAAGAAGAGGUGCUACGUAUAUGGAACCUUUGCAAUAAGAGCACAGAAGAGAGUUGUGAUAACAAUGACUAUCUAACUGUGAUCCGUACACUCUUAAAGCUAGACGCUAUCACUGAGGCGGAAGAGUUUUACAAAGUGUGGGAAUAUUCGCCUCUUGAGUUUGAUUACCGGAUCCCAACUAUGUUGGCCUCUGGUUAUCGAGAGAGAGGAAUGGUUGAUGAAGCUGAGAAACUUAUUAUGAAAACUUUAAUAAAGAACAUAAGAAUGAAGAGACCUAUCAAUCCGCUUUUGGACGAAUGGGGAGGUAGAAUGAGAGUGUCUGAACUCAAAUGCCUCAUCAAGAAUCUUCAUGAUUCUAAUCAGUUUUCCAAAGCACUUCAGGUUUCAGAGUGGAUGGAUGAAAAAAGGGCUUGUAACAUUUAUGCUGAAGAUUAUGCAGCUCGGCUUCAUAUGGUUGAAGUUGUGUUGGGUUUGGAAGAAGCAGAGAAGUUCUUUAAAAACAUCCCUGAGAACAUGAAGGAUUACACUGUCUACGCAACUCUCCUAAGCUCUUACGCAAAAUCUGACAAACAUUUGGGUAAGGCCAAGGUAACUUUUGAGAAGAUGAGAGAGCUAGGUUUCCUCAUGAAACCUUCACCGUUCAACUCGAUGCUCUCUUUCCCCAGUCAAAGAAAUAUGGUUGGGGAGUUUCUUCGUGAGAUGGAAGAGAACAACGUGUCUCCCGAUAGUCUCAUAGUGAACAAAGUCUUGAGAAUAUAUGCGGCUGACUCAAACGUAGAAGCUAUGGAAAAGUUCAUGAAAAAGUGGAGUGGAGAAGAAGGGAUCAAACUAGAAAGAGAGACCAUGGCUGCAGUGGCAAAGGCUUACGCUAAAGCAGGAUCGAUGGGAAAAGCUAUAGAGAUGUAUGGUGGUGUGGCAGGGAGUGAAGGAGAAGUGUACCGUCUUUGGAACGAGUUUAAGAAGAAUGAGGAGUUGGAGGAUGAUUGGUGGUGCCGUCUUUUUAACAAAAAUGAGAAGUUGGAGGGUGAUAUGUAUAAAACUGUUAUUACUUCUUUGUUGAAGCUAGACAAUGUAGAAGGAGCUGAAAAGGUAUAUGGAGAGUGGAAACCGGUUGGACCGAACCUGGACUUGAGCAUACCUGGCUUGUUGAUUUCCCGCUUUUGUGCAGAAGGAAACGAAUUGAAAGUUGGUGAAUUGAUAAAUUCCAUUAAAGGGAAGAGGAAUGAGAUGCAUGCAAGGAUGGUGAGGGAUUAUAUCGCCAGGGUCGUGACAUAUGUUGCUAUCGGUGUGUUCUUCUUUCUUGUAGUGGCCGGACGAUAUCUAACAAAAUUCUGGCCGUGGAUUUUAUUUUUUUAGGUACAUGGGUUACUAAGGAGGUGAUUGGUUGGACUUUAAUUUUUAUCUACAACCUUAAAUACUACCAACUAGGUGUUUUGUCCGCGCUGCAGGCUUAAACAUUUUAAUAAUUUUUGAAAAGUUCUUUGUAGACUAUAUUCAUAACUAGGUGAUUUUCCCGUGCUGAUGCACGCAUAUAAAUAUUUAUAAAAUAAAUAUACUAUAAUAUUUGAUUGUUAUUUAUUUUUAUUUUUUAUAUAAUUUAUAAUUUGUAUGCAUAAUUUUGUUAGUAAUAUUAUAUUACAUUAAUUAGAUAUAUGAUUUUAGAUAUGUUAUAUCUAAUCGGAUUUGUGUUUUUUACAGUCGAUUUAGUUAUCAUGUGGGUAUAUUAGAUUGCAUCUAUUUCUCUGAAUUCAACUAUAAUAUUUUUUAUUUUAAAUAUAUUAAAAUUAUGAUUAAUUUUCUUAUUUGUAUUUACAUUCGUUGUUGUCUUAGAUAUGUAAAUAUAUUCGAGGAAGAUUAUGUAAACUUAAGAUAAUUGUGUUUAGAAUAAAAUAUAAAAUAAAUUAAAGUGAAAUUGAGUAAAUUAAUAUAACGACAAUAUUCUACAGUUUCAUGCAUAUAUAUAAAUUUUACAAAAGAACUAAAUAUAAGAGUUGGUUAAUAUUUUAUUUUCAUUUGUUAAUAUUUUUUGAGGCAUCCUAUAAUUUACAUUUAUAAAAUAAAUUAUUAUUAUAAAAUUAUACUAGUUGAUUUCCCGCACCUUGUGCGGAUAAAUAUAUAUGUACAUCUAACAAUUUUUAAUUUUAUUUUUUAUAAGAUAAUAAUAAUUGAAUUAUAUACAAAUUUUAAAUUAUUAUAAAUUAUAAUAUUUCAAUAUUCAUAUUGGUAAUCAAUGUAUUAAAUUGUAUUAUUUUGUUUCAUAUUUUUAUUUAUGUGAUGUUGACUUUGGAUCAAAAUAUUUUUAUAGUAAUAACUAAAUUAGGAAAUUUUGUAGGUGAAACUAACACAUAUUUUAUUUGGACUCAAAAGAAAUCAUGUGCUACUAAAAGGAUUAUAAAAAAAUUACAAAUAUAAAACAUUAACAAAUAACAAUAGUUUAGGAGUGUUCAGUAAAACCAAACCAUUCAAACCCGAACCAAACCGAAACAGAAAAAAUAGUCUGGAUUUGGAAGUACCGAGGAUGUUAUGUUUAGAAAGCAUCAGUAUAUGAAUAUGGUUCAAUAUAUUAAAGGAUCAAAC